Molecule: messenger RNA, 7163 nt
Organism: Podarcis lilfordi (Lilford's wall lizard)
Lineage: Eukaryota; Metazoa; Chordata; Lepidosauria; Squamata; Lacertidae
Source: the annotation of a GenBank genome assembly
AUGAUAAAUGAGAAAAGCACCUUUUUAUGUUUCCAUCAUACUGUAAUUAACACAGCACAAUCUUUCCUUUCUCCUUUCCUACAUUUAAAUUUACAAGAAGGAAAUUAUGUAAAAAGAUAGAAGGAAGGGGUCUUGGCAAUUCUUUUUCUAUUUAAAAAAAAAACUUUUUAUGGGAAGAGGUUGACCUUUUGGUUAAUUUGAGUACCAUAUCCUGCGAAAUGAGGAAGGAAGCUGGAUGGUAUAAAUUAGGAGCCAAUCAAGGUGAUGGGCAUUCAGAUCUGGCUUUUUGCCUCUUGCAAAUUGAGCUGAACCACAAAGGAAAUCUGUGAAGGCAUGAACUCUCUCAGAGCCUUUACUCUUCUGUCCCUGGUGCUCAACCUCGAGAAUGCACAGGGCCAUCUCUCCGAAAGCAGCUGUAAGCGUUUUGCAGACAUCCUGCCUCACAAGCUCCGAGAGUUGCGGGUCACGUUUCAUGAGAUUAGAGAUUAUUUUGUGAGUAUGACGAUCCUUUCUUCCUCUAGCAGCUUCUAUUGGAUCCAGAGUUUAGGAAGAGUGGAGGAAAAAGGCUUUGCUUCUUUUUGUAUAGCAAUUGAAAACACUUAACAUAGCUUACUGUGCUAUUUGUUUUUCCAUGUUUUGAUUUUUUUUAAAAAAAUGUUUUCAGUUGACAUGUUUUAAGCAGCUUAAAAAAAUAUUGUUGUAUUGUUUUAUUAUUUUUCUGGACACUUUUGGGAAGAAAGGUGAGAUAGACAUUUAAUAAAAUAAAUACUUGCUGAUAAGUACAAGAGAUGCAUUGCUUGGGACACAAACCACCAAGAAGUUCUCCUGUGCAAGCCCCAACAAAAUGAAUGGGAUUCAGUGAAUUUUUUGAUAGAUUGUGCCUUUCAUUUCAAAUGCUGUCUAAUGAAAUUAUGUGAACAGUUGUGAUUGAAACUGACAAGAAAAACUUUUAAGGUUAACUCAUUUUCUGAUUUUGGGAAGGGGAGAAAGCUUGUUAGGAACCAAAAUGUUUCUGAGGGGAUCUGAGUAACAUUUAUGUUAUUCUAGGUUACCAUGAAUGUCCAGAUAUUUGGAGAAAGUUGAUAUGCAUGUGUGAAGGACAACAAUAACAGAUGAAAUGUAUGAAUAGCUGAAACUCUAUAUCCAUUGCCCCAUUUUUUUAGACAUGCAUGAGAGAAGGCUGGUGAUUACAUUUAAGUGUAUAUUGCUUUUACUGGUGUAUUUCUGAGCUUUUAGAUAGCCAUACAUUUGAAAUCUGAGUUUAAUCAUUCACAAAAGUUUAGGCAUAUACAAAGGUUAGGCAUAUACUAUAAUGUAUAUAUAUCCUGUGCAAUUAAAAGCUUGCUGUAACAAUAUUUGUCAUAGCUAUUAUCUACGAGUGGAUGCAGUAGAGAGGGAAGACCCUCAGAUAAGAAGUUGCAUCAAAUCUGAAUGCUCACAUGUAAAAGAAACUGGGCGAUACUAGAUGCUCUAAACUCUUUGCUGAUAAGUGGGGUCACACUUAUCUGAGUCUUCUUCAUUGCAUACUCUUACAGCAAGCCAGAGAUGAUGAGCUAGAGAUCAUGUUGUUAAAAGAGGAUCUACUGGAAGAUUUCAAGGUGAGAUUUCAAUUGUCUUCACGCUAUUUGGAAAUGAGUCCGUGCUGAUCUAUGGGGUCAUGGAAAGAUGUUCCUUGGCAGAAAUAAACUAUGAGACCAAUAUUUUAGACAUCAUGUCAGGCAAGAGGGUCUUUCUUAUAUCGUAAACCAUCCUGUGAUCUUCGGAUGAAGGGUUGUAUAGAAAUAACAACAACAAUUCACAAUAAUGUGAAUCUGCCAGUGUAUGUGUGUUGAGAGCUAGAAGAUGCUGUUUUGAAAUGCAUGUUAUUAUAUGCAUUUGUAUUCUAAGUCUGUACUGUUAAAAUCCUUGAUUGCACCUCAUCUCCCUUAACUCCCACUUUUCAUUUCCACAUACAGUACUUACUUGUGAGGAACUUGUAGGGGAAAUUGCAACAGUGCCAACCCUAUAACAGUCUGCAUUACUGUAUAAUAUUUAGGUUGUUAGAAGCCUGACUAAGAAAAGCUGUAUUCAGUGUACCUUUGCCUGAAAAAAACAGUUCUGAACAAAAUAUCCCAAGAAGUCAUUCCUUUUCAAAAGUGUUGAGGUUGCAUGGGGCUUUGUUCAGUGAAUGCAUAGUGUGAUCUAAUGAAUAGACAAUAGAAGCAAGAAAUAUCUACUAGGUAGAGUCCAGCACAACUCAGGGGAGUUAUUCUCUCACUUAUAGCAGCACUUCUUCUUUUGAUCUUAAAGAGCAGGGGAGUUCAGGUCUCUUGUCAACUGGGAGUAAUCAAGCAAUCAGGAGCUAAGUGAGGCUUUCUCUGUGUUGUUUUAUUUUUAGGGAUAAUAGGAGUUUUAAUGAUGUUAUAGUUAAUUUACAUGUAUAAAAAAAAAUUUAUUGCCAUGCACUGUGAUGGAGCAAUGGAAAGACGUUAUAGAAAAUUUACUGAAAUAAAUAAAUUGGCAGCCUAUGGAGUCUCAAUUUUUAUUUGUAUUAUUAUUUUAUUAUUUUUUGCAUCAGUUUCCAAGUAUGUCAUGUGCGUGUUUGGGGGGCGUUUAUCUUGGCUUAUCAAGUAGCACAAGGAAACUCUGAAGUAAGAAAACAUUGUUUACAGCGACAGAAUUGUCAUAUGUGUACAUCGUAAUCCAUGGAACAAAAGUCAUAAUGAGCCAUCUUAUUUCUGAAAUGCCUUAUUCAUGUGCUCUUACCAUUAUUAUUGUCUCCUCUUCCUUUAGGGGUACUUGGGCUGUCAGUCAGUGGCAGAAAUGAUACAGUUUUAUCUGGAAGUUGUUUUGCCCAAUGUAACCACUGGCAGCGCCAUUCAGCGAACUGUAGACUUUCUUGGAGAGAGGCUGCUGGAUCUGAGACAGACAAUCAAGCGCUGUGUAAGUCGGCCCGUUUCCUUUCCUAGGCCACCUGCCAUGCUCCCAAUCAAACUGCAGUUUCCUGCCUCUGUGGAACUGUUCAAGAGGAGUGAAAUAUGGCAUCCAAUGGUGCUUAGACCCUAGAAACAAACAGCAUGUUCAUUAUGCAAAAUUAGUGCUCUACAAAAUGGGACUACAUUCUAAAGUGCAAUAUAUUAGUUUGAAAGAUAAGAGAAUAGUUUCCACUUCUAUUUGUAAAAAGUGUUGUGGGGACAGAAAAUAUAAGCCAGAACAUGGGUCUCCAGUUGUUUUUUGGAUUACAGUUCCCAUAAUCCCUGAGCACUGGUCCUGCUAGCUAGGGAAGGCGGGAGACUCAAGUUUGGGAACCCCUGUAUUAGAGAUUUCAAAAAUGUAGGCAUUGCCAAGGUGCCUUCACCAUUUCUUCAGGUGUCAGAGUCAGUGUUAUGUAUAUUCUGGGCUACAAAAAAGAUAAAAAUGUCUCCUCCCAGGUAAUCACGUAAGCAUACAAUGUGCAUAACUUUGCUUAUUUUGCCAAAUUAAUUUUGUUACUGCUAUUUAAGCAAAUGCAAAAAGUCAUUCACGGCACAGCAGAUACUAGAAAUCCAGCACAGCCUGUCCUCUAGAUUUAAAGUUUCACUAUGCAUGACUUACACCAUUUCAAACAGAUCUUCACAACCUUCAGGUCUAGAAGCUAAAUUAAAUUCAAGAUUCUUUCUGUACUCAAUUCUGCACCCAGUAACAAUUUCUGCACACAACUGUAGGAUGCACGUGGUCUUUGACAUAGCUGUAUUCAUUAAGCACAGUGUUGUAGUUUCUUCAGGAAUGAGGUUACCUUCUCUAUAAUGGUGACCUCAUAAACAGAUUAAUAAAGCACAGAGAGAGAGGAUUAUUAUGUAUGGGACUGCACAAACUGACCAUUUUAUCAUACAGCCUAUGGAUAAAUAUAUAAGUUAAGUGCUGAUGUCUUCUUUCAUAAACCUUACGUAAAAUUCUUACCUAAUAGCUGCUGCUUCUACAAAGGCACAACUACAGAUGACAGAGCUAUUCAGUGCCACAUCCUAACAUUACUUUGCUGUGGUGUCCUCACUGUGUCAUCUGGUCACAGUAUGACUCAGAAAACAAGCACACAAGGCCACAAGGAAACCCUCUGUGCUUAGCAGAGUUGCAAGAGGAAACUCUCCUCUCAAAGCUCUUUUCUAGGACUAAGGGGUAUUCAUGAACUUACUCACCAGAGUUGGGCUGGACCUUUGCCAAGUAUAGAGCUGGAGGGAAAGGCAUUUGCACUGAAACAAAGCAGAAGUUACCCUCUUCCGUCUCUGAUUUUGCGUUCCGUGGUGCUUGGCUUUGGAUUGUGGUGCACAUCCCCACCAGGCCAAAGAUGUAUCCAGCUUGUUCCGUGUUGCCUGGAUGAGCAUCACCAGUGGAACACAUCUGUAUCCCUUGCAUAAACAGCAGCUGAUUGCAUGGGUGGCUCUUCUUUGCACUAAUGGCUCUUCCUUGCUGAAUCAGGCCAAUGCGCAGUAGAGCUCUUAGGAUUUUCAAGGAUAACCAGAAGAAAGCCACUGAAUUCACCAUUCUUCUGCUUCCUCUUUUCAGCAUAGGUUCUUCAUCUGUGAAAAGGAGAGUAAAACAAUAAGAAACAUCAAAGAAACCUAUGAAAAGGUAGGUUCCUAUAUUACAUGGCUAAACACCCUUGUUUAGAGGCUUUGCACAGUACAUCAAAGAGCCAAAACAAUUAGUGUGUGAGAGUCAUGCAUCCUCUUGCUACUCUUCUGGAUUAAUACAUACACUGUAGAUUGGAUCCUUCCAAAUAACUCUGUGGCUUGCCAGUUUAAAAACAUUUAAAACCUGAGAAGACUAGCACUGUCAAGUGGAAGUUAAGGAGAGGGAGCAAGCUGACUUCAUGGUGCAGGGAAUGCAACUUUGUAUUUGCACCCGGGCUUUUAGGUGUUCUUCUGGGCAUGCAAUGUACACCCUUGGGCAGGUUGCCACUGGCUACAGUAAACACACACAUAAACCAGUUGUAGGUGGUACUUAAUGUUUUAUUUUCCAACUCAAUCAGCGAAGCUGAAAAUGCUAUAUUCUACUGUCUGGAGUGAGCAUUCAGUUUCAAACAACUUUCUUUCAUUUUCUGUAUCAUCCAAGUAAUGUCCAAGUGAUGCCUAUGCUGUGUACUGUUACAAAUGAGGACUUGCUUCCUAUUACGUUAAGAAUGCUGUUAAAAAGUGUCCUGAAGUCCAAGUUGUAGUUUCAAAGCAGCUUCCUUCUGUGACCUACCGGUAUAUCCUGCACUGAUCCAGUAAUGUCUGUAAAGAGGAAUUGUGUAGGUUGCUUGAUUGAGAUAGAUUCUUCUUACACUAGCAAUUUGUGUUCAUUGUCCCAAAUGAUGCACUCAGAAACCUUUAAAUAACAGUGAUUUUUCAUCUAUUAAUCCAUUUGUCCAAGUGGCAUGUUUACUUAGCCUUUUGUUUCACUGGAGACCCUCUUUUAAAAAUGAUUAUUCUCCUUUGUUCCCUUCUUCAAGCCAGAAUGGAAUAAAGACAGGGAAAUGAAGGCUAGGCUUCACACAGUGGUGCAGAGCUGUGUUGUCGCAGGGAGGGGCUGUCAGUCUUGCUCUGUCAGCCCAUCGCCUUCCCAGUCCUGUUCCCCAUGCUUGCCUCUCCUUCUUGGAAAGUAUCACUUCAAUCCUGGUCAACAGCGUUCAAAAUUCUGUCACAUGCCAAAUCUCCAGAGUAGAAUAAAGAUGAUGGAAAAAUGCAUGCAUAUUUAUCUUGCAAUAACUAUUAUUCCUUCAGUUUGUAAUUAAUAAUCCCUCCACUUCCUUUCCAGCUGCAAGGCAAAGGCAUUUAUAAAGCAAUGGGAGAGUUUGACAUUUUCAUUAACUACAUUGAAGAAUACCUGGCAAUGAAGAUGAAAAAAUGAAACAGUUUUUUCCACUCAGGACAACUAACUUCUGUAACUGGAAUAUAUUUUGCAAAGGUGUUACAAGAAAUCAGUAUUACACAAUACUAUAUAUUUUUAACUUAAACUUAUUUAUUAACACAGAUACCUCAGCUUUUGUCAGUGUUAUACAUUUUUAUAAAGGAAAUGCUAUAACGUAAUUUAUUGACCUGUUUUUGCUUCUCCUUCUGCUUUUCACAUAGCGUGUUUUUGUCCUUUUAGUUUUCUCUUAGCUUAGGAAUGCUCCAAAUUGUAGCAUUCAAGGAAAUGCUUUUUAGGAAGUGAGAAAUUGUGAGAAGUAGAUUCUAAAUCUUUAUUAUGUUUGAGUCAGCAUUUUGGAUUUAAAUGUGAGCACCAUGAUCCAAAGACUUCAAACAGGUUGUUAAUUUCAGCAAGGGGACUGUCUGCUGCACAAUAUUAAGUACAUCUGAGCAUGUCAGUUUCCAUUUCAGGUCAGAUGUUAACAACUGAUAGUUUGAAAGUACAGCCACCAGGCUGCUAGCUGAAACCCGUCAUUGGGAACACAACCCACCAGGGCUUAAAGACCCUCACCAGCUCUUGGUCCACAUCCAAGCACAAUUCAAAGUGUUGGUGCUUACCUUUAAAGCAAGGGUAGCUAACCUGUAGCUUUCCAGAUGUUUUAGACUACAACUCCUACAGCAUGCACAGCAGUCCGAGACAAUGGGAUUGGGAAGCAUUUGGAAGGGGACAGGUUGGUUUUUUCAUCACUGAUAUAUUUUUAUUUCAGCUGAAUUGCUUUUAAUGCUGCCUUUGUUUUGUUUUUAAUAAUUCAUUGUUUUUAUUGUACUUUUCACAGUAUUUUGAUGGCAAUGCCCUUCUGAAUGUGAUUUUUUUUUUUAAAAAAAAUGAAGGAUAGGGUGGGGAAGUUUGUAAAUAAAUAAAUAGGUCAAACAAGGACAAUCAUGCACUGAAAUAUUUUAAAAUUUUAUAUCAUUGUUGUUUGCUCGUGCAAAAAUAAUACCUGUCUCUGCGAGCACUAGUACAUGACUUCUGGUACAUUUUAUUGCCUGUGCUAGCAAUGCAUCAAAUCACAAUAUGCUCGUGCACUUCUGUGGAUCUGGUUACAGUUGCCUUGACAAAUGUGAGACUGUUACUGCCAUUGAUUUUGCAUUUGUUUUUUUUAAACAGGAACUGAAUGUUUUUCUUCUGCAUCAGAAUGAUUUUUAACCUCAAAGCAGAUGAUUAAGCAUGUUUGCUUUUUGUUAUGUAAGCUUAUAAGGAAAUGUGAAAGCUCUUGUUUACGUCCAACACACUCUGAUUUCAUUAGGCACCCCAUGAUG